AUGGCUUUCAGAUCCCCAGGUUUUUGGGUAGCCCUACUCGCUACUGUUUCAUCACUUGGAGAAGCUCUCCAGAUUACUGGCACUACCGCAUAUCUCAAUGGCAUUCCUUAUUGGAUCGCGCCAGAUGCAAUCGGGUCGCUUCAAAGCAAUUUAGCAACUUUGUUAUUCGAAUCGAACAGGGUUGCUUUAAAUGGUUUUAUGCCCAUGUCCGCAGUAUCUUCUGGCUCUGAUGCUUAUUCGGAUGCUUCUCUUGAGCGUGAACUCUCCCACUUUGGGGAGAACGAUGAUGUAUGGAGCGAAGGUUUUGCCAAGCUGGUUUAUCUUCAAGCAACUGAUGAGAGACGUGGGAAUUCUGGGGCCGAUUCCAUGCAAAGUUGGGGCAACAAAACUGUAUUAUUUGCUCCAAAGAAGAUGAAUGAGAUUAUUCCUCGGGGCCCUUACUUCCUGUCGUCUCAAGGCAACAUUCAUCGGGCUUACCGACUUUACUCUGACCACCAAGAAGCUUUCACUGAGUCUGUGUAUACCAAUUCUUCUGGCAAGCAUUCUGUUCUUCCUGCACAUAUACCAGGGAAUAGCCUUACAAUUGCUGUUCCGUCUAGACUUUACUACAAACGUACACCGACUGCCCCGCUUGCUGGCAUGCGUGUUGGUAUAAAAGACAUUUUUGACGUCACUGGCUUAAAAACUGGCAACGGCAACAGAGCAUGGUACAACCUAUAUCCCCCAGCCAAUGCAACAGCACCCGUGGUAAAGCGGUUGCUAGAUGCAGGCGCGAUCAUUGUGGGCAAACAAAAAACUGCUCAAUUUGCCAAUGGAGAAUACUCGACUUCAGAUUGGGUUGAUUAUCACUCACCUUUCAAUCCACGCGGAGAUGGCUAUCAAGAUCCCAGCUUUUCUUCCGCAGGAGCCGGUGCUAGUGUUGCAUCGUAUGACUGGUUGGACUUUGCAUUGGGAUCAGAUACAGGCGGUAGCAUUCGCGGUCCUGCUCGAUCCAACGGUCUUUACGGGUUGAGGCCGUCACAUGGUGCUGCGCCCUUACAACUUGCACUCCCGCUUGCUCCUGAACUAGACACCGCUGGGCUCAUUGCAAGGGAUCCGUUGCUUCUCCAAUAUGCAUCUACGGAGAUAUACGGACUACCCCGCAACAGCUUUCAGGGUUUUCUCCCAACUCAAUUGCUGGUCGAAUCGUUUCCAGCCGAAUUGUCGAAUAAGAUAGCCACGAUUAUCGAUCGAUUUCUUGAUGAGAUGAAGAAUGUUCUUGGAAUCGAGAAGACCGACUGGUUCAACGUAACAACCGCCUGGCAACAGUCUCGACCCCAGUCCGCACCGGUGGAUAUACAGUCAUUGUUAGGAAAUGUUUACGCAACAAUCAUCGGCCAACGUCAAACGGAAUUAGUACGCGACCCGUUCUACGUCAAAUACGCAUCCACGCAUGACGGAAGACUGCCCGCUGUAAACCCAGUUCCAUUGGCACGAUGGGCUUUUGGGGAUGCGCAACCAUCCACGGCAUUGGCUGAUGCGCUCACAAACAAAACUGUAUUCAUGGACUGGUUCCAGAACCAUGUGCUCAAGCAGGAUCGCCGCAGCUGCACAUCAGCGGUGCUUGCCUACAUUAGUGCGCCAAUCAUUCAAUACAGAAGCACCUACAGAAGCCCACCAAAAGCGCCCUCGGGGUUCACGAACCAGUACUUUAGCGUCAUGGCUGAGGUACCCGAUAUAACCAUUCCGAUUGGUGAGAUGUCCUACCAUUCUACAACAACAAAUCACACGGAGCCAUUACCUGUGUCGAUAAACUUGAUGGUUGCCAAAGGAUGCGAUGCUACUUUAUUGAAUUUAGUCACGAAGCUCUAUCAUGCAGGUGUGCUAAAGGCUUCAGAAGUUGGAGCAAGUCUUGUCGACGGUGGGGAGAUACUGCAAAAAAGGUAG
Molecule: messenger RNA, 1926 nt
Organism: Bipolaris maydis ATCC 48331
Lineage: Eukaryota; Fungi; Ascomycota; Dothideomycetes; Pleosporales; Pleosporaceae
Product: amidase signature domain-containing protein
Source: RefSeq, a predicted model, not a curated record